UCGUUUGUUUUUGUCUUUCGUUGUAGGUUGUAGCUUGGUUGUAGCGUAAAAUAUACUCUGAAUAGAAAGAAAGUAGUUUCGUUUCGCUCGCUUGUUUACUAGUUUGUUUUGUUUACGAAUUGUGAAACAAAUCUUUACAAGAAAUGAAAAUACCUACUGAGAUUCAUAAAUGAAAAUAGAUAUAAAUUAUCUUUGAAAAUGUCUGACAAUAAAUGCUUUCAAAUCGACCGUUGUUUGGUGCAAAAUGUCCCUCCGACUGCUUAUUAUAUACCUAAUUACAUAUCUGAGAGUGAAGAGAGUUAUAUUAUGUCUAAUAUUUACUCUGCACCAAAGCCUAAAUGGACACAGUUAUCUAACCGGCGUUUGCAAAACUGGGGAGGAAUUCCUCAUAAAAACGGCAUGAUAGCAGAGUCUAUACCACAGUGGCUGGAUGAGUACCUCGAGAGGAUUCAUAGAUUAGACGUUAUGGGCGGGAAAAGGCCGAAUCAUGUUCUUGUGAAUGAAUAUCUUCCAGGGCAGGGAAUAAUGCCACAUUUAGAUGGAACAUUGUUCUAUCCGACGAUCACAACUCUCUCUGUAGGUUCACACAUAGUCCUCAAAUUCUUAGAAACAAGUUCAGAUGAGGAUAUUAAAACUUCAAACCAUGUUUUCUCUCUGCUGUUGGAGCCAAGGAGUUUGUUGAUCCUACAAGACCAGUUGUUUAAUUACUACUUGCAUUGUAUUGAAGAAAUCACACAGGAUGUUUUGGAUGAUUCAAUAGCAAAUAUGGAAAUGUGUUGUGAUACACUUGUGAAGGGCUCUGUGGUGCCCCGAGACACCAGACUGUCUCUUACAAUCAGACAUGUGCCAAAGACCACUAGCUUUAAACUUAACUUUGGGAAUAAAAGAUGA
Amyelois transitella is the source of this 891-nucleotide messenger RNA. RefSeq names its product alpha-ketoglutarate-dependent dioxygenase alkB homolog 6. The transcript is spliced from 2 exons. Bases 199 to 891 code for a protein of 230 amino acids. The record is from RefSeq and is a predicted model, not a curated record. NCBI's taxonomy places the organism in Eukaryota, Metazoa, Arthropoda, Insecta, Lepidoptera, Pyralidae.